Messenger RNA from Theobroma umbraticum, 2048 nucleotides. RefSeq names its product cyclin-like protein. Lineage: Eukaryota; Viridiplantae; Streptophyta; Magnoliopsida; Malvales; Malvaceae. The record is from RefSeq and is a predicted model, not a curated record.
UGAACACUUAUGGUUGUUUAUAUUAAUGUUUUUCUAUGGUAGAUGUAAUUUUCAUGCCUUUGAACAGGUCACAGAUGAGUUGUUUGAUGAAAUUGCAACCAAAGUUGUAAACGAAGAUGACUCGACAGUUGAAGUUGACCACAAUGCUGUUACUUCAAAUUACAAGGUAUCACCAUCUUCCUCUCCUGUCCCAACUCCUAAGCCUUCUGCAAGGGUACUAGUUCCAGGUAAAGCAAAGGAAUCCGACACUGUAGGUGUUGGAGAAAAAUCUAGUUCAAGCUCCCCUGGCAAUGUACUGGGCCUUGCAAAUUAUGCCUCUGAGGAUGAGGAUGAAAAUGAAGAUAAUGAAAUUCAAAGUUCCAGGAUGCCAGAUUCAAGGAGUAAUGCUGCUUUUGUGCUGUCUAGUGUUAAGAAGCUUUCACAAGACAAUGAUGCAUCAGAGAAUAGCAAGCCACAGGUAGAACUCGAUGAACACAAUGGAGUUGAAAAGAAUUUUGGAAGUGAUGUGGUGUGGUUAAAAAACAAUAGAGACAAAACUACUGCUGAAUUGAGUGAUAAUAGUGCAGAUAGGAACCAUGACAAUUCAUUUUCUUCCAAGGUGGUUUCUGGAGAUGAGAUUAAUUUUAGUAGUGGAAAACUGCAAGAAAGAAAUAAAGAUUCUGGGUUGAAUGAUACUUUAGGAGGGCAGGUGAUAAAGAAAUCUGAUUAUGGGCUGCCUGACACAAAUACUGGUAAAAGAUCAACAAAAUCUGAAUCUCAAGGUAGGGAAACGAGAUUAAAAUCAGACAAGAAUGAUCGACCUGAAAGUAGAAAGAGUUCUUUUCAGAAAGAUCCUGGUGGUGGUAGGGAGUUAGAGGUCAGGAGUAGGGAAUAUGAGAAGGGAGUUGAGAAUCAUCUGAGAGAGGAUGAGAGGCUUCAAAAGAAAAAGACAGAAGAUCGAAAUGGUUCAAAAGAGAGAGUAAAAGAGCAUAAGACUGGGGAAAAAGCUAAGGAAUCUGACAAAAGAAAAAGAUCCAGCCAGUUCGAUUUCAAGGAUGACAAGAAAGGUGCAGAGAAAUCUCAUAGAGCUAGUGCCAAAGAAGAUGUUGAUAGAAAAAGAGAACGAACAAAAGAAGAGGAUAGAUCAAGACAUAAACGUGGAAGUGACUCAAGCAGGCACAAGAGAAGACGCUCCUCGUCCAUUAGCAGUAGAGGCAGAAACAGCAAGGAUAACUCCAGUGGUCAUGCUAAUGACUCAAGUGAUGAAGCAUCAGAUGGUUCUAAGAGGAAGCUGCAUUCAAGAAAGCAACACUCUUCCCCUUCACCUGUCAGGUCUAGAAAAAGGUAACUGUAUCAUUACUUGAUCAAUUUUGUUCAUGUUUCGCAUAUUCUUUUUUUUAUGCAGCCUGAGCUUGUGGCAGGUUUGAUCUCUUCUGUCCUGAGGGUAAUUAUGGACUUCCUCCACUGAGAUCUUAAACUUUUGGAAAAUGGGUUUGUUGGUCGUAUGGAGAUACUGUCAUGAUAAUUAAAAUGAACUUAAUUAAUCACACAAAAAUGAACCUAAACUGAGGGCAUUCAUUAAGUGUUGUUCUUAUGAACAAGUGUACCAAGAAAGCUCAUUCAAAAUUGUUAAAGAAACAAUUACCUGUUUCAAAUACCAUUCAGUACACAAUGAUAUACUUUAACUUUCCUGGUGUGUUUAUCGCCUCAUAAAGCUCUUUGUUCAUAUUCAAAAUCUUUUGAAUGGGACUUCUGAUGAUCACCGCUUCUGUAUCCAAAUUCUUUUGUUGUUUUAGUGGAUGCUUUCCACAAGGCUAAUUUGUUAGUUUAAACUUUGAUUAUUGUUGUGUUGUCAAUUACAUGCCUAUUUGCUGACUCAAUAGAUGGUUGGGUGGUUUCUGGCUUUAUUCUUGGUUAGGUAUUUUUCACUGUAUUCAAUGGUCAAGCAGAUAUAGGUAUAACCUGUUGACCAAAUUGUCUUAUGUAAGCAACUCUAUGAAGAGACAUAAUAAAGUAUUUGGUUAAAUUAUUUACUGAGGUUUUUUUUUUUUUUUUGAAAAGUUUGUGUC